AUGGCCUCGCUUGCUCGAUCACUCGUAAGCCUUCUCGCAACGGCCUCUGUCGCCACUGCCGGCGCGUACAACUCGAUCAUCGAAAAGGAUGUCGUCAUCAUCGGCGGUGGCGGUUCUGGUGCUCACGCUGCCUUCCGUCUGCGAGAAGACUUUGGGAAAAGCAUCAUCGUGAUUGAGAAGGAAGCAAUCCUGGGAGGCCAUGUCGACUCGUACGUCGACUCCAGCUCGGGCAAGGCCUACGACUACGGCGUUGAAUCCUUCAUUGAUGUCAAUGGCGCCUCCGACUUUGUGACGAAGCGCCUUGGAGUCGAGAUCAAGGUCCCCAGUCGGGUAUCGCGGUUAACCCGCUAUGUGGACUUUGAAACCGGCAAAGAAGUCGGCUAUACCGGCCCUUCCCCAGCUGCUUUAUCGACGGCCCUGGUAAAGUACGCUGAACUAUGCGCCCUGUAUGAAAACAUGAUUCUUCCAAGCUUCCGGGACUUUCCGGCCCCCGACGAUAUUCCUGAGGACCUACUCAUUCCCUUUGGCCACUUUGCCAAGAAGCACGGCAUUGAAGCCAUUGUUCCCAUAUUGUUCCAGACCACCGGGCUUGGCGUUGGCGACGUGACUCGUCAAAUGACGCUGGUCGUGAUGCAAGCGUUUGGCGGGCCUAUGGCACGAUCGUUUCUCGGCCAAAUGGCUUCCUUCGCCCCGGCCUCUGAACGCAACCAGGAUAUCUACGAUGCAUUUGCGAAGAAACUAGGAAAAGACGUGCUUUACUCUUCUACGGUUGUCACUUCUAAGAGAACUAAACACGGCGUUCAACUCACUGUCAAGACAUCGUCGGGCAGGCUCGUCAAGAUCAAGGCCAAGCGCUUGCUGCUGUCCAUUGAGCCCACUAAGAGCAACCUCGCUCCAUUCGACCUUGACAAGGCGGAGAAUACCGUCUUCUCCAAGCUAGACUACACCCGCCUCUACGCCGGUAUCGUCUCCAAUCCAUCACUGCCCAAGAACUACUCUCUCACCAACUUGCCCGAGGCUGCCGCUCCCAGCAACUUUCUCGCCUUCCCCGACCUUCCUUUCCUCGCACGCUUCGAGUGGAUUGGAACCGGCGCAUCCGAGGAACUCUUCCGGAUCAUGGUCAUUGGCGACCGAAACUUCGAUGGCAAUGACGCGAAGAAGCUGGUCCAGAAAAAAUUUGACACCCUUGUUAAAAGCGGCGCAGUUGAAGCGUCUGGUUCGGCCAAGAUCAAGUUUGUUGCUUACGCGCAGCAUGGUCCCAUGCAUAUGCACACCUCGGCCGAAGAAAUGAGAAAGGGCUUCAUCCAGGAUCUGUAUGCCCUGCAGGGUCUGCGGUCAACCUGGUGGACUGGCGGAGCCUGGGUUGCCAACUUCCAAACCCAUCUUUGGUGGUUUAACGACCUUUUGCUGCCCAGGGUGAUUGAGGGCUUGUAA
Fusarium keratoplasticum is the source of this 1434-nucleotide messenger RNA. RefSeq lists its product as uncharacterized. NCBI's taxonomy places the organism in Eukaryota, Fungi, Ascomycota, Sordariomycetes, Hypocreales, Nectriaceae. The coding region runs from base 1 to 1434 and encodes 477 amino acids. The record is from RefSeq and is a predicted model, not a curated record. The transcript is spliced from 2 exons. Gene Ontology annotation, molecular function: oxidoreductase activity.